Messenger RNA from Rana temporaria (common frog), 2118 nucleotides. It is a transcript of the gene ARL4D, whose product is annotated as ADP ribosylation factor like GTPase 4D. Gene Ontology annotation, biological process: vesicle-mediated transport; intracellular protein transport. Lineage: Eukaryota; Metazoa; Chordata; Amphibia; Anura; Ranidae. Bases 387 to 989 code for a protein of 200 amino acids. The record is from RefSeq and is a predicted model, not a curated record. Gene Ontology annotation, molecular function: GTP binding; GTPase activity. Gene Ontology annotation, cellular component: cytoplasm. The transcript is spliced from 2 exons.
GCCCUGUGGAGCUGUAGCGGUGGCAGGGAGUGACUAAGGACGAAGGGGCGGGUUUCCUCUGGUGACGUUGCCCUGUGUAGUGUAAGGUUGGGAUUGCAGUGGAGGCGGCGCAUAGUACCGAAGGAGCGGGUGAAGGGAGAGGUUGUGUACGGUGGAUGUGAUUAUUAUCGGGUGAUAUAAGCGCUGUGCACGCCUGUAUUCCCCUCCAUGCUAUGGCCCUGUGUGCCCUCCACCCCGCCGCUGUGUGAUCGCCGUGCUCGCCCUCUAUAGGAGAUAAGACUUUCCGAGUGCAGUCAACACUUCUGAUUGCUAUGUGACGUCUUCAAAGAACUCUCGUACAACCUUGAAAAGUCUCUGAGAUCUAUUCGUUGACCAGUGGAAAAAACAUGGGGAAUCACCUUACCGAGAUUGCCCCCAAUGCCUCCUUUCUCCCAGCCUUUCACACUCUACACGUGGUCGUCAUUGGGUUGGACUCUGCUGGAAAGACCUCCCUCUUGUAUAGACUCAAGUUUAAGGAGUUUGUGAAAUGUGUUCCCACCAAGGGCUUCAAUAUGGAAAAAAUCAAGGCCCCGGUUGUGAAUUCGAAGCCAAUCACUUUUCAGGUCUGGGAUGUCGGUGGCCAAGAGAAACUUAGACCUUUAUGGAAAUCCUACACCAGAAGGACUGAUGGCCUGGUGUUUGUUGUGGAUUCUUCUGAAAAAGAACGCAUGGAGGAAGCCAAAGUGGAACUCCACAAAAUUACAAGGACUUCUGAGAACCAAGGAGUACCCGUUUUAAUCCUUGCUAACAAGCAGGACGUGGCGGAUGCCGCUUCUGUAUCGGAAGUGGAGAAGUUACUAGGUGCUCAUGAACUCGGCACGUCCACCUUGAGUCACAUUCAGGGCUGUAGCGCUGUGGACGGCCGAGGUUUGCCCCAAGGACUGGAGAAACUCUAUGAGAUGAUCCUGAAGAGGAAGAAGAUGCUGAGGCACAGCAAAAAGAAGCGAUAAACUGAUUUAGACCAGAAAGACUUUUGCGUUUCCAUCAUGUUCUGAAACCAGAAAAAUUAAUUAGGGACUUGACUGGUUCUGAUGGUAAUACAAUCUGAUUACAGAACAGUGUUUUUGCUGCCUGGCCCAGUACAACCUGCAUGCAAAACAUCGAAACUGGAGUGAAAAUAUUUAUUUACUGGUACUUUUCAGACUGCCACAUUCGGGAAAACAAAGGACACAUAAGCGUGACUCUCCAGGAAAACUGUUAAAUGCACAAUUGACAUAUGUACGUUACCUUUUUUUUACCCGCCAAAGGAGUUAUAAUUCUGCUUAGCCAGUCUUGUGAUUCACCCAUUUUUGUCACAAUUCAUUGCUACCGAUGUGAUUUUUUUUUUUCUUCUUCUUCUCCUCCUUUAUUAUUUAUUCUGAUAUUUUUGUCAGUUGGCUAGGCAAGAUAUAUGGGGGGGGGGGGGAGCUAAACAGCUUGAAAUCCUCUGGCUUUAUAGUGAUGCAGAAGCACAGGACCGCUUGAAGAGAAUUAUAAGGCCCAAUUGACAUUAGCGCAGUUUUGGCUCGGUUCAGUGCAUGUGAAAACUUCAUGCAAAAUACAUGAGAUCUGUGCCGUUCUAGUCAAUGCCCCCCACCGACCUCCUUUCUGCAUUUUCAUUUCCACAGAUCUGUAUCUAUAGUGGUGCAGUUUCACAUGCAUUUAAAUGCAAUAAUUCUAAUUUAAUUAAUUUUAUUUAAUUAAAUUACCUAAUAAAAAUGCACAAAUAUGAAUGAGACAGAUUGGAAUUUUUUUUUUUUUUUGGUGGAUAAAACAAUUCAGGUUUAAAAAAAAAAGUACACUAGGCUGUUUGAUUAGAGUUCUGCCUCAAUAGCUUUUUUUCUUUGUAUGCAUAUGUUUGUCAUUCUUCUUGGAUGAUCACUGCACAGGAAUACUGACAGAGGGAUAUUUCACUUAUUUAAUGAAAAGAAAAAGGGUAGCAUUUAAUGUCUAUAUAACUUGAUCUUUCUUUUUUUUAUAUAUAUUUCCACUGUUCCUUCACACAGGAUAAAAGGUUAUGUUUUUUUGUUUAAACCUCUUGUACAUGUUUGUAUGAAGCCCACCUAAUUAUUUAUAUUAAUAAACAAAAAUUAGAAUGCA